AUGGCGGCAAGAACCCCUUGCGCCGCAGCCCUCACAUAUCUCGAAGCCAACGCGGUGAAACCAUCCAGCAAACACCUGUCACCCGACAGUGUCCCGUUCUACAUACCCACACGGGCCGUCUGGGCCUUGCUCGAGGACAAGACGAAGUCCGUGACGCUCAAGGCGAUCUUUCUCUGCCCGUGCAGCGCAUGCGUGCAGGACGGCGGCUCAGUGAGCGACCGCAAGACGGCAUUCAACGGACCGCGCGUGCAAACCUUACAGACCGACUAUGCGCUAAUCUACGCACUGCUGAUCUACAUCCGCCGCCCUGGCCUGAUUCGCAAGUUCCAAAAACACGGUCGGAGGCUGCAGAGCACGGAGUAUCUGACUGAUGCGAGUUUCGACGUGUUCCGCGCGGAGAAUGUGAGUCGCCUCGAUGUACUGCGUAGGCAGGUUGUGGAUUAUCAAUACUGUUUCCUCGUAAGGACGCUCAGGCCGGCGUACGAUAUCACUGUCAUCUCGCCCAGAGAGCUUCUUCCGAUCAGAGAGGAUCCGGAGCCGCGGGGAGUGGGUGUAUUUGCGGAAGUUCGGUGCUUCGAGUUCCAGGACGAUGAGUAUCGAAGCCGGCAGUUCGGACAAAUCACAAGAUUUGCCCGCAAGAUCUUCAAGCCAGAAGAGCUCAGAUUCGCAGUCAAAGAAUGGAACAGCCUGCAGACCCUCUCCCGAGAAGAGCAGCACGCGCACCUCAUGCUAGCGCUGGGUGCAUACCAACACGGUCCGCAGUUUUUCAUUCUGAUGGAAGAAGCCGACCACACCCUAGCAGACUAUCUAAAGGGCACAGGCGCCAAGUACGAGUCCCGCGAGCUGUGGAAGCAGAUGCUCGGCGUCACCGACGGGCUGGCCUCACUCCACAACUUCCGCCGCGGGACCCAGAUCGGGUAUCACCGCGACAUGAAGCCCGCCAACAUUCUGAUCGUACGCCGGGUCUUCAAGAUUGCCGACUUCGGACUCCUCGAGUUCGAGCCUGUGGCGUCGUCGACGGGUGCAAGCGGCGUCGUCCACAAUUACAAUACCGGCUACUAUGCGCCGCCGCGCCAGCGUCGAUACACCCGCGACGGGGACAUCUGGUCGCUGGGCUGCAUCAUCUCUGAGAUGGCAAAUGUCGACAUCCUCGGGCGCAGCGAGUACGACAAGUACCGCAGCGCUCGCAUCGGAGGGAAACACAUGCCGAGCUUCUUCCUCGAACAAACGGUGAAAGACGCCGUGCUGGAUAGACACACCCUGCUCCAGAACAGCGUGCAGUCCGGGACACGGUUGCGGGGUGGAGCAGCGACGGUGCGCUUCCAGCAGCGGUUCUACACCCGAGACUUCUUCGCGCUCCUGAAUGCCAUGUUCAGAGUCCCUAGCAAGACGCCCGUUCCGGAUGCGAGAACGGUUGCGCGAACGAUCGAUGCGUUGCACAGAGCAGCCGUCCCGUCUGAGCGCGAAGACCAGGUCCUAAGGGAGACGGGGAACAGAAGCAACCAGAUGAGCUCGACUUUGGCGGAUCGAUUCCGGAGGAAGUAA
Molecule: messenger RNA, 1545 nt
Organism: Boeremia exigua
Lineage: Eukaryota; Fungi; Ascomycota; Dothideomycetes; Pleosporales; Didymellaceae
Product: kinase-like domain-containing protein
Exons: 2
Coding region: 1-1545 (514 amino acids)
Biological process (GO): protein phosphorylation
Molecular function (GO): protein kinase activity; ATP binding
Source: RefSeq, a predicted model, not a curated record